Messenger RNA from Ilex paraguariensis (yerba mate), 1815 nucleotides. Lineage: Eukaryota; Viridiplantae; Streptophyta; Magnoliopsida; Aquifoliales; Aquifoliaceae. The record is from the annotation of a GenBank genome assembly.
AUGUCUCUGUUCUCUUACCCUCUCUGUCUCCGCUUCUUCACUCUCAUCUCUACAACCCCUCCUCCAUCCUCCGCCCAACGACACCCCAACAUCUCCGCGUUUUCCUCCUUAGCCUCACCGUGGAGUCCUGGCCUGGACCAAAUCCUCCUCUCUCCAAACACCACGUUUGCCGCUUGGUUUCAACCUCUCCCCACCUCUCCAAACCUCUAUAACUUCUCAGUUUGGUACCAUGACAUCUCUGAAACCACCAUAGUCUGGUCCGCCAACGACAACUUACCGGUCAACCGCUCUUCCACUCUCUCCAUCACACGCUCCGGCGUGCUCCAAUUAAGCUAUCCUUCCGACCGAAACUUAUGGCCUUCAAAACCCACCGGGAAAAACACCACCAAACUCACCCUUCGUGAUGAUGCAGAUUUUGGUGCUACCCGAUUGAGAAGAUUGACUCUUGAUGAAGAUGGAAAUCUCAUACUAUAUAGUUUUGAUCCAAAUUUGGGUCAAUGGACUGUUGUUUGGCAAGCAAUGAAUCAACUGUGUAGAAUACGUGGUACGUGUGGUCCUAACUAUAUAUGCCUGUACGAUGGUUUGAACUCUACUUCUUGCUUAUGCCCGCCGGGGUUCCAGCCCGUUUCUGGUGACGGCAAAGAAGCUUGCGAAAGGAAAAAUCCGUAUGAUGGUAGGCUGUAUUGUGAGCUGCUAUUGGAGAGGCUACUAUUUGGGUACUGGUCUCCUGGUACGGAAAUGGCCACGUUUCUUCGGGUGGGUAGAUCCGAUACCAACGAAUCCAUCUUUACCGGGUGGACAGAUGUGCUCGAGACAACAUGUCCGGUUCGGGUCAGCCUUCCCCACCCGCCAGAGGAGCCCAACACCACAACCCGGAAUAUUGUGCUAAUAUGUACUCUUUUUGCAGCGGAGCUUAUUAGUGGAGUUAUUUCCUUUAGGGCAUUUGUCAAGAAGUACAUAAAGAAUAGGGACAUGGCUCAAACCCUUGGGCUUGAACUUUUGAGAGCGGGUGGGCCAAAACAGUUCGGGUAUGCGAAGCUUAAAGUUGCUACCAAUGAUUUCUCCAAAUAUAACAUUAUUGGAAAAGGUGGGUUUGGGGAUGUUUAUAAACGAGAAUUGAGUGAUCACCGGGUAGUAGCAGUUAAGUGCUUGAAAAAUGUUGCUGGCGGUGAUGCUGAAUUUUGGGCUGAGGUCACAAUUAUUGCCCAAAAGCACCACCUGAAUUUGGUAAGGCUAUGGGGUUUUUGUGCUGAAAAGGCUCAAAGGAUACUAGUUUAUGAGUUUGUGCCUAAUGGUUCACUAGACAAGUGCCUGUUUCAAAGUGUUGGAUCUUCAGAAACCCAACAACAAAUGGCUCCAAAUUUGGAGCGUAAACCGAUACUUGAUUGGAACAUCCAAUAUCGAAUUGCUCCGGGAGUGGCAAGAGCAAUUGCUUAUUUGCAUGAAGAGUGCCUAGAGAUUCGAGCGACCCGGGGAUACAUGGCGCCUGAAUGGAUCAAAAUAGAUCAGAUCACAUCAAAAGUUGACGUUUACAGUUUUCGAAUGGUGUUGCUGGAAAUUGUGAGUGGGGUAAGGAAUGUUGAGAUACAAAGCUCAAAAACAAAUGGUGAGGAUUGGUAUCUACCUAGGUGGGCAUUUAAUAAGGUCUUCAAGGAAAUGAAGUUGGAGGACAUUUUGGACCAUCGGAUCAAACAAAGUUAUGAUAAUCGGAAUCAUUUUGACAUGGUUAAUCGGAUGGUGAAGACCGCAAUGUGGUGCGUUCAAGAUCGACCCGAUAUGAGGCCAUCAAUGGGGAAGGUAGCUAAAAUGCUAUAA